Messenger RNA from Musa acuminata AAA Group (dessert banana), 1447 nucleotides. Its product is annotated as E3 ubiquitin-protein ligase ATL6-like. The record is from RefSeq and is a predicted model, not a curated record. The coding region runs from base 254 to 1237 and encodes 327 amino acids. The transcript has a single exon. Lineage: Eukaryota; Viridiplantae; Streptophyta; Magnoliopsida; Zingiberales; Musaceae.
UCCCAUAGGUACCAUCGAGCAUUUCUUUGAUCGAAUCUCCAAGAGUUCGACUUAGAAUCUCAACAAGCUCGUGCUAUCCAACCAACGGAUGUCGGGUUCCGCUGUGGCGCUCGCUGCGGGAAACCGUAGGUCAACGACGAAUCCUCUAUCGUGACCGCCGAGGCUUCGUUCCUCUGCUCCGUGGCCCUGUUAUAAUCACAUCUGCUGGCAUGGAGACCCCAACAGUUGCUUUGCUCAGCGUGCUGCACUCUCGAUGGCCACCAAGCGCCACCGCCGUCCCACCCACGGCGGCAGCAACGACAACCACGGACUGCACCUUAGUUUACUGCUCCCGCUGCUUAUCCUCACGCCGUGGUGCGCCCACGCCCAACCCUCACCGCCCUCAGACGACAUCAGCAACGACAACGACUACAAUUACGGGAAGUUAAAUCCGACGGUGACCGUCGUGGUCCUCGCCAGCUUCAGUACCUUCUUCUUCCUGGCCGUCUUCAUCAUCUACAUCCGCAGGCGCACCGCCGAAGACAACUUCGUCAGGUCCUUCCACCACCGCGGCCCCGCCGCCCGGUCUCUGCGGCAGCAGCAGCGGCGGCGGGUGAGCCCCCAGCUGAUCGAGACAUUCCCGACGCUGACGCACGCUAAAGUGAAGGGACUUGAGGCGGGCAAGGGCGCGCUGGAGUGCGCGGUGUGUCUCAGCGAGUUCGACGACGACGACGAGCUACGCCUCCUUCCUCGCUGCCGCCACUUGUUCCACACGGACUGCAUCGAUGUCUGGCUCGCUUCCCACGUCACCUGUCCCGUCUGCCGCGCCAACCUCGCUGAGCCAGCCACCGCCGACGGCGUUGAGCUGCCGCUUUUCGUCGCUGAGGUCGGUGACACGCAGCCCGAAACCGCCACCGCACCUGAUCAUGUCACGAUCGUCGUCGAUCGAACGGCGGCGGCUGAAGAGGAGAAGGACGAAGUGGCGCUUAUCGGGAGAUCGAGGCGGGAGGCCAGGCAGCAAUCCGGGAGCCGGCCAGCGAAGUUCUCGAGAUCGUACUCGACCGGUCACUCGGUGUUCCGGUCGCUGGAUGAUGUCGACCGGUACACCCUAAGGGUGCCGGACCAAGAACUAAAUGAAAUCUUCGCCGCCAGGAAACUCGACCGGUCGGCGAGCUGCGUCGCAUUCCCGACCUCCGGGGAAGAGAGCUCUCGGCGUGGGCCCGGCACCCGUCGUUCUUCUUCCGGACGCUCUCGGUGAAGGUCCGGGCGUGUGCGCUAGGAGAAGAGGGGAUAAAGAAAGCUCGAUGAGCAAAGGGAGGAGGGCGAGGGCUCAACGAGGAAAAGGUUGUCCGGCGGCAGGCCGUGUUCCUUCACCCUCUCCAUUGAGCCAGAAGUCCCUCAAUUGCGAUGUGGAACUUAAGUCCUAGAACAAGGGGAAUUUGGAUUUUUUUCACUUCAAGUUUCAACA